This is a messenger RNA of Ceutorhynchus assimilis (cabbage seed weevil), 534 nucleotides long. NCBI's taxonomy places the organism in Eukaryota, Metazoa, Arthropoda, Insecta, Coleoptera, Curculionidae. The record is from the annotation of a GenBank genome assembly.
AUGUCCCGUUCGACUAGAUUCGAUACGAAAAAAGUAAACUCCGAACUAGUCAAUCUAACUUAUGGCACCCUUGUAGCCCAAAUGGUCAAAGAUCUGGACAAUCCGGACGAUGUUAGCAAACAACUGGAUCGUAUCGGCUACAACAUAGGCAUACGCCUUAUAGAAGAUUUCCUAUCGAAAACUGGCACGGCCCGUUGUCUAGAUCUCAAAGAUACUGCCGAUAAAAUCCAAACUGCUUUUCGUCUGUACCUCGGAGUACAACCCAAUGUAGUCAAUUGGAGCCCUGCUGGAGACGAGUUUUCCUUCAUCCUGGAUAGUAAUCCACUUACGGAGCUUGUUGAGCUGCCUGAAAACCUCAAACAACUCAAAUAUAGCAAUGUUAUUUGUGGAGCUAUAAGAGGUGCUUUGGAAAUGGUGCAGUUGGAUGUGCAAAGUUGGAUUGUGCAAGAUCAGUUGAAAGGUGAUCAAAAUACUGAGAUUAGAGUAAAAUUCAUUAGACGACUCGAAGAUGCAAUGCCAGCAGGAGAAGAUUAG